Messenger RNA from Plasmodium vinckei vinckei, 9471 nucleotides. RefSeq names its product conserved Plasmodium protein, unknown function. The record is from RefSeq and is a predicted model, not a curated record. The transcript is spliced from 3 exons. NCBI's taxonomy places the organism in Eukaryota, Apicomplexa, Aconoidasida, Haemosporida, Plasmodiidae. Bases 1 to 9471 code for a protein of 3156 amino acids.
AUGAAAAACCGAUAUUUGUCAAACAAAAAAAUAUACGACCUGAUUAGUAGUGAAACAUAUGAAGGGCAUGAAAAUAAUAUUAAGGAAGCAUUUGAAUUUAGAUAUACAAAUUUGUUAAACUAUUUAAAUAAAGAUAAUAAUUAUUAUAAUAUAAUAUCUAUAAAGCUUCAACAUUUUAUUAAUGAGAAUUUAAAUUUUGGAAAUUUAAAAUCAUAUUUUUUUGGAUUUUCUAAAGAGUUAUUAGUACAUAGUUUAAAAGUAUAUUAUUAUAAUGAGCUAGCAGAUAAUGACAAUUUAGUUUUAGAGUUGAAUAAAACAAAAUGUGAUGAUCAACGGAGUAAAAGUUCGAUCGAUUCAGGGAUUAUGGACAAUGAUUGUUAUGCUAAAACAGAUAAGGAGUUAUUUAAAAUAUUAGAAGACAAUAUUAAACUUAUAGAUAUGGAAAAAUUACAUUUAAUUUACUUUGAUGAAUACUUUUAUAUAUUUAAAAAUAUAUUACAUGUAUUAAAAAGUUGUUACGUUUUUUAUGCUUACACAAAAUAUAAAACAGAUGAUUUAGAAUAUGAGCAGAAUUUAAUUUAUGACUUGUUUAAUAUAAUUGAAAAAAAAAUAAAAAUUCAAAAUUUUAUACAAAUAUAUUUUGAUACUUAUAGUGAUACAAAUAAUUAUUUCGAACUAAUGAAAACAACAUAUACUGAAAAUUAUCCAUGGUUAUAUAAAUAUAUAUUAUUAUUUUUAAAUAUUCAAAUAUAUUGUAUAAAUAUAUUUUUUUUUCUACAACUAAGAUUAAAUAUGUUGACAAAAAAUAAUUUUAAAUCUCUUUUAAAUAUUUUUAUAUCAACCCCAAGUACUAACAUACCUAAUGAAAUAAUUUGCAAUGAUAUAAUUACUUACACAUUAAAACAAAAAGAAUAUUCAAUAUUUUUUUUAUUAGUUUCAGUAAAUAAUAUAAUAAAAUUAGAUGACAUAAAUAAAUAUAUUAAAUCUUCAUUAUCAAAUAAUUUAUUUAAAUUCUUUUUAAUAUAUCAGAAAAAUAAAAAUUCGUCAAAUAGUUAUGAGCAGAAUAUACGCACACUUUCUACUUCCCUACCACACUUUCAUGAUAUACUUACAAAUUUUAUAUUUAUUAAUGACAACUUUGUAUAUAAGAAAAUAUUGGGAGACUUACUAGAUGGUGCUCUUGUUGUUGACGAUAGUGUAAGUAUCGAAGAUGAAGGAAUGAUGGAAGAAGAUGAUAUACAUAGUAAUGGACAAGCAAAUGGUCGAUCUAGUAACUCUAAAAGGGAUGAAGAUAGUCUAAAUAGAAAUGAUUAUUCAUUAGAUAGAGAUAUAAAUAAAUAUUUAGUAAAAAAUAUGAAAAAAUAUAUUAAAAAAAAAGAAUUUUUUAAAAAUAAUAUUGAUAUAAGUUUAUUUUUAAAAAUAUGUAUAUCUUUAUUUACUGGAGAAGAUUUUAUUUUAUUUGUUAAUGAUAUAAAGAAAAGUUAUAAAAAUAUAAAAACAUGUUUAGAUUAUAUAAAAGACGAUAAUAUUCAUCAUGAUGUAUUUUCAUUGAAGUAUUUUUUUAAUUCAUAUAAUUAUAAAAAUACAGAACUAGUUAUAAAUAAUAUAGAAAGAAAAAAACAUGUGUCACCAUAUAUAUCAGUUGAAAGUAAAAAUAUAUUACUAGAAGUAUCAACUCUUUUUUUUGCUUAUGAUUAUUUAAAAACUUAUGGAGAAACAAAUAGAAAUAUGUCAAAUAUAAUAAACCAAUUGAAUGAUGAAGAAGAUGAAAAUGAAAAAGGAAUGUUUCAUCCAAUUAUAUUAUAUAAUGUAAAUAAAUUAUUAUUAGAAUUUUUUGCAAAUAAAAUAUGUAACUUUCCUAUACACACUUUGAUAAUGUUUAAUCAUAAUUUGUUGUCUAUAUAUCGAAUUUUAAAUGUAUUAAUAGGGACUAGUGCUGACUUGAUAAACUUUGAAGAGAUUGAAAAUAAUUUAGAAUCACUAUCCAAGUUAAGUAACAACACAGAUAAUAUAGUCACAAUCUUAGAAGAUACUUUAUAUUUUAAAAUUACAAAUAUUUUAAAAACAAAAAAUUUAGAUAUAAAAAAUAUAUAUAUUACAUAUAUAGAAUAUUAUUACAUUUUAAUAGAUUUUUAUUGUAAAUAUUUAUAUAAUAAUUAUGAUCGAGGAAAUAAGAAAUUUUUUGGAAAUAAUAAUUUUAAUUUUUGCUUUUUUAAAAAUAUGAUAAUAUUUUUUUGUAAGAUGUUAAAAAUUAAUAAAUGUUUUCCAUUAUUAAUUGAGAUCAAAUUAUUUAGUUAUUUUAAAUUACCUUAUGGAAUUCAAAAUAGUUUUGUUAGUAUAUUUACAUAUUUAUUUUUUUUGUCUUUAAAAUAUAAAGAGCUUCAAUCAUUUACUUAUGAAAUAGUUAAGACAUUAUUAUUCCUUGUUAAAAAAGUGAAUAUAAAUAAAUUAAAUACAUAUUUAUUUCAGAUAUUUUCAUAUUCAGAACAUAAAGAAAUGGAAAGAAGAGAGAUGGCCAAAAAUGUAAACACAGAUGUAGAUAAUAAUAUAUUUAAUUCAAAUGUUUUUUUAGAUAAUGAUUCUGAACAUGAUCAGAAUAAUAAUGAUACAUUUGGAAAUGCUCAAAAUAAUAAUAUGAAUUAUGUUAAUUUUUCAAAUUUUAAAAUUGAAAAAGAAUCUAUGGAUAUAAAAGAAAAUUUUAGAAUAGAUAUAUCAUUUUUAAAAAUAUUUUUUUUAAUUAAUGAUGUUAAAACAGUUAGAUUACAUAAAAAUAUUAAUGAUAAUGAAUCAGAACAAAAUAAAAAUGUGUAUGGGAAUAGUGAAAAACGGAAUAUUUCAAAAUAUAGUCAUAAAAAAAGUUACACUGAAGAAGAGGGUGAUAAAGAUUUAAGUAAACUAAACAAAGAUCAACUUAACACAAGCCAAGAAAAUAAAUAUGAAUACACCAGUUUUUAUAAUCCAAAUUUGAACUCUUAUGAAAAAACUGUAAAUUCAAAUCAUGAGAUCGAAGAAAUAAGCUUUGAAGAUAUUUUUAUUAUUACUUUGAUACAUUUAUGUGAAAUUGAUAAUAAUAAAAUAAAUUUUGUAACAGAUUUAUUAAGACUAUAUGAAGAAGAAAAAAAGAAAAAUAUAUUUCCAUGUACAGAAGGAAUAUUAAAAUUGUUUAAAAAAGUUAUUAACAAAAAAACUAGUAUAUCUUUUCAUUCAAAUAUUUAUAAAUAUUUUCAAACAAAAAUAGAGCAAAUAUUAGAUAGUAUUAAUAUACUAGUUAAAAAAUGGACAAAAUGGACUUUUGAAAAUUGUGAUAAUGCAUUUAAAAGAGAAAAAAAUAUAGAUAUAAAUAAAUUAGUAAAUUUAUUUUUUAUAUCAUUUUAUAAAUAUUUAAAAAAUUAUUUUUUAAUUAUAAAUGAUUUUUUAAGUAAUAUUAAAAUAUAUAAUAGUAACAACACUUUUAAUGAAUUCUUCUUUUUCAUUUUUUCAAAAUAUAUAAAUAAAGUAUUUAUAGAUAACUUUUCAUCUUCUUUUAUAUUCAAAAUAUCAAAGUUCACAAUUUUAAAUACAGCUUUAUAUAUAGUUAAUUAUAUGCUUAAAGUUUCUGAAAGUGUAAACAUACACACUAUUAAAGAGUUUUACACACGUUAUAAUAGUCAGAAUAAAUUUUAUUUACAAAAUGCAGGAGUAGAAAAAAGUCAUAUAAGAAAUAAUACCUCAUUAUUUUUAUCUUAUCCAGGUGAUGGAAAUGAUAAAAAUGGGAAUAUCCAACAUGAACAUACUUCCUAUGAUUUACAAUUAAGUAAAAAAAAUACAAUAACUUUCAACAAUUUUGUUAAUAAUAUAAUUAUAAAUCAUAAAAAUUUACUUAACAAACCAGAAUUAUAUUUACAUAAAAAAAUAAAUAUUUUUCAAUUAUUUAUGACAAAUGAAAAUGAAUAUUUCUCUACUAACACUGCAAUGAGUCAUGUUACUGAUAUGUUAUGCAUGCAAAAGGAGUCAGUAGCUAGUCAAUUUAAUUUUCCACAGUAUAGAGAUAAUUAUGAUAGUAUUGAAAAGUUUGAAAAAAGAUAUUCAAGUAAUAUUAAUUCGGAAUAUGAUAAUCGAUCGAAUAGUGCUGAAAAUUCAUUUCAAAGAUCACCUAUAAAUUUUAACAUGAACAGUAAUGAUUUUUUGGAAAAUGAAAAUAUGUCUAAUAAAUAUAAAAAUUAUGAUAGAACUCGUUUUGAAAGUAAUGGAUUUUUAGAAGAUAAUUCUUUAAAUAUGAUACCCCAAAAUACAAUAAAUUAUAAUAUAAUAUUUCUAAAUUUUUUUUCUCAUAUAAUAAAUAUAUUGGAAAUUAUUUUUCAAAAUAAUUAUGUUUUUUUUUUGAGUGAUUUUUUGCUUGUACAAUAUGAACAGUCAGAAAAAAAUAAUAAAAUAUUCAAAUAUCGCCUGAACAUUUCAGAUAAUUAUUACUCUAAUAUGAAUUUUUUUAUUAACAGUUAUAACAUUAAUUAUUAUAAAAAUAAGGACAUAGAUUUUGAAAAUCCAAAGUAUAAAAACUAUCAAAAAUUAAAUGAACAAAUAAUUAAUCGAGUAUUAUUAAUGUAUUCCCUUAUAUUGGAAGUGUGUUAUCGUUUUAAAUUUAUUAAAGAAAUAAAUAGCAUAUCAACAAAUAUAGCUAACCAAAUAUUUGCACUCUUUGAUACGUCACACCCAAUAAAUAACUUAUUUUCCAAAGUCUCUCUAAAUUCUCUUCCAAAGAAUGACAUGGUUAGUAAAUCCUUAAACAACGACAUUUUGAGUAUUGAAAAAAAACAUUCAAGUGAAAAACGAGAAAUUUUGAGCAUAUCCUUAUUUUAUUUUUUUAUGCAUAAUUACAAGAAUAUAUACACAUUAUACGAUAAUUUGAAUAAAUAUUUUCGUUCAAGCAAUUUUAGUAGUAUAUAUUUUAUGUGUAAAUAUAGCAAAGGGUAUUUUCCCUUACUAUCAAUUAUAAGCAUGUUCACAGGAAAAAUAAAAUUUUAUUACAAUAAAAUAAAACAAGUUCAAUGUAAAAAUAUGAAAAUUGAAUAUACAAAAAGGAUCUUGAAAAUAUUAAAAUAUUUAUAUUUUUUUAUAAGAGAUAACGAUUUAAUUGAUAUAACUAUUUAUGAGGAAUUAUUUGAUUUGCUAUUUUUUAUAAUAAUAGAAUAUUUUGAGAUAGGAAAUAAUAAAGAAGAUAUUUACAAAAGCUAUGAUAUAAAAUCGUGUGAAUAUAACAAGCUAAAAAUUUUUAAUUUAUCUCUACAUUUUAUGAACGGCAUAUAUUUAAACUUAUUUAAUGAGAAAAGUAAGAAUGAUGAUGCAAAUAAAAAUAGUAGUAUGUCUGAAAAGAAGCAAAGAUUGUGGAAAUAUAUAGAUCUACAUUUUAAUAAUUUUAUAAAUAAAUUAAAAAGAAAUAAUUAUAUAUUUAUUAAAUCGUAUGAACAUAUGCCAGUAUAUGGUAAAAAUGUAAAAAAAGAAUUAUAUAACUAUAUGUACAAUAUUAAUGUAAUUAGUGAAAUAUUUGAUCUAGUUAUUAAAGGGUUAUAUACAGAAGAAAUUAAUAUUUACAAAAUUAUAGUUCAAAUAUGUUAUAACAGAAAUAUAUGUAAUAUAUUUUUUAAUAUUAAUUAUGUAAACUUAAAUAAUUUAUUAAAUUCUUAUUACAAAUUGUACAACAAAAAAAUAGACACUGCUGAUAAUGUAAAGGAUAUUUUACGUAAUAAUAAAAAUGUUUUAAUUGAAAAACAUGGAUCUAUAACUGAUGAUGUGUUAAUUGAAAAUAUAUUUCAAGUCUUUAGUGAAAAAAAAUAUGAUUAUAAAUAUAUACUUAAUUUGUAUGAAAGUAAACCUGGAAAUAAUCAGAAUGAAGAAAAUUGCAUUUUUGAAAGAAAAAAUAAUUCUUUAUCAAUUAAAAAUGUGUUACAAAAUAAAAUGGAAUUAUUAGAAGAUGAUUAUAUAAGUAAAAGACUUUUUGAAAAAAAAUCAGAAAAAAAAUAUGGUGAAAAAAAUUUUGUUUUUGAUAUAAAAAAUUAUUGUUAUUGCCUGAACGUUCAGAAAAAUAAUUUACAAAAUAAUACUAAUAUUCUUAAUUUUCACACACAAAAUAAAAACUUAAUAAAUGGAAAUAUGCAUUGUAAUAAUGAAAUAAAUCAUGAUAUUAAUUUAAAAAAUAAAAUAUAUAAAAGUAUAUUAAAAAACAUUGAUGCAAUAUUUGAAAAUACUAACUUAAAAUCAGGUGAACUUAAUACUACUAAAAUAAAAUUUGUUAAGGAAAACAAUGGGGAUAAUAAAAUGAGCAAUUGGAAUGAAAUAAUAGAUAGAGUGCCAAAUAUUAAAGAUAAUAAAUUUGAAAAAACUCAACGAAAAAAAAAAGAUAAAAAAAAAACAACAUACUAUGAAUAUAGUGAUCAUAUUUCUAAAUCAUUUAUGUUUUCAAAAUAUUUUAAAAAUGAAAUAAAAUGCAUGAAAUAUAUUAAUAUAACACAAAGUGUUUAUGACAAUAAAAUACGGUUGUUACUAUUUUUGUACAAAUUCAUUAUUAUAUUAAAAUAUAAAAAAUUAUUUGAAAAUGAAAAUUAUAAGAAGGAAGAAGAGUCUUAUUUAAAAAAAUCGAAUACAAAACUAAAUGUGCCUUUUGUUUUUUUUAUAUAUGAAGUUAUGGCAACAUUUUUAGUGCCCUCUAUUCAGAUAAAUAAAAAUUCAUUUUAUUAUAUUUUGGUGUCAAAUAUUAUGGUAAAUUUAUUUUUUAUUAUAAAUAUGCAUUCAUAUGAGAAGAAGAAGAAAGACAAUCCUUUGUCAAAUGAAAAUGAAAACAAAAACCCUUUUUCUAACAAUAAAAAUGUUGAAAAUGCAAUCCAUUUUAAUAAUAAACAAAAUGAAAUAAAUAAUAUUGGCAAUAAUGACAACCUAUUUGAUGAUGAGUUUGAGAAUAAUUAUUACUGUGACAUAUUUUUACAUGAGCCAUAUUCUGCAAAUAUAAAAAAUAAUAACAACAACAUUUUUUAUGUCUUACAUAGUAUGGUUAAUUAUAUCUUUGAAAUGUAUCGAAAGCAAUUGAAGUGGCAAUCACAAAGUGAAACAGGUAGUGAUGCAGACAACAGCUCAGAUGAUAAUAAAAGUAGUAGAACACAAUAUAAGGAAAAAAAAAAAUCUGAGAGAAAUUUAAAUGAAAAUACAAAAAUGAUAUGUAAUAUGUCUUUAUUUUUUUCUUUAUUUAUAAGAUGUAUAGUUAUUCAUUUACAUUAUUUCAAAUUGCAUAGCAAAAAUUAUUAUUUUUUAAAAAAUUUAAAUGCACUAUAUGUCCCUAAUUGUAUAUUAAAGCAUAUAUAUCCAGCUCAGAAUUUUAACAUAAACUUGUUUAUAAACCUGUUAGAAGUAUUUUAUGUUUCUAUCCGAUUAUACAACAAUCAUUUUGUAAAAAUAAACAAAGGAAGACAGCUCGAUGGUGAUUUUAAAUUUGAUGAGGUAGAAGAAAAAAAUAAAGAAGCUAACAAAAAGAUGUCACACCAUAUAAAAAAUAAACAAUUAAGCAUAUAUAAUAAUGAAGAUAAUAUAGAUGAAAACUUAUUUAGUUUUAAUAUAUAUAUUAAAACAUUGAGAGAGAUAUUAACAGAAUGUUAUGAAUCACAUGACUUGUACAUGCAAAAUGAAGAAAAUAAUAAAAUGUCAUAUUUUAUGGAACAUAUAUUAUUAUAUUUUUUAUAUAAUAGAAUAAAUACUAUAUAUGAAUUAUUAUAUAGUUUUUAUUUUAAAUGUAUAAAAGUUGAAAAAACAAAAAUAAUUGAUAUGGUUAAUAAAAAAAUAUAUAAAAAUUUAGAAAAUAUAUUAUAUGAUCAUGUUAAUAAAAUAAAUACAUUUUUAUAUAAUAAUCAAUAUUACUACUUUUAUAUUAAUACACUAAUUUUGUUGACAUUAAAUAGGCAGAUAUGUUUACAUAUUAUUGAAACAGAUAUAUUGACAAAAUUUAUAUAUGUGCCAGUAAUUUAUCAUUCAAUGUUUGACAAUAACAAGAGCUUUAAUUCGAUCUAUUAUAUAUCAAAUGGUGUAUAUAUAAGAAAUAAAAAUCAUAUAACAUUUUGUUCUUUAAUUGUUUUGAUCAUAAAAAUGUUAUAUAUAUAUGCAAAUGAUUAUAAAAAUUUUGAGGAGAAUGCUGAGUUUUUUUUCUCUGAAAAUAAAUCAUAUCAUUUUUCAAACAAGUUAAAAAAAAAUCAGUGGAAUUCAGAAGGUAGUGAAAUUGAGGAUACACACACAAAAGAAGUACCAUCAAGAACACAACAUAAUAUACCUAACCAACCAAAUGACAUUAUUAAAAAAAAAAAUGAUAAACAUUUUGAAGGUGACAAGAAAAAUGAUGAAGACUUAGAUGAAGGACGUUAUACAAAUAAAGAAGUUGUUUUUUUCUUAAGUUCUAUAUUUAAUAUAAUUGGUAAAUUGUCAGAUAGAAUAAAUUUUAUUUUUACAAAAAUCGAGAAGAUAAAUUGUUUAGCAGCUUUAGAAGAAUCAUAUUUAUAUGUUGAAUUAUUAACAAAGAUUUCAUAUUAUUGUAGUUUGUAUAAUAUAAAUGAUUUUUUAAUAUCUCUUAUGGAUAAAGCAGUAGAUCAUCAUUUGUUUUAUAUAAAUAGAAUUUUGGAAAAAUUUAUUUUUGAAAAAGAAAUGAUUAUAGAGGCUUAUAGUCAAUAUGAAGUAUCUGCAUCAUCAAAUUCACAAGAUAGUAUAGAUCAAAAAAAAACAAAAAAAAAUGAACUAUCACUAUUUACCCAAAGAAUAUUAUAUAUUUGCUACAAAACUAUACUUAACUAUAAUACUAUAUUAUUAAAUAUAAUACAGAAUCAAUAUUUUACAUAUUCUUACUUUGUUAUUCAUUUUUAUAUAUUAAUACUAAAAUCUACUCGGCUAGUUACAACAAUUAUUGAACAUUUUGGAAAGAAAAACACGACCCUGAUUCGAACCGUCAAAACAAACAACGGAGUAUCGCAUGUGCCAAUCUGCCUUGAUAUAAUAAAUACGAUGAAAGAAAAAAAAAAAGAAAAAAUAUAUUACACAAGAGGAGCUGGAGGAAAGACACCGAGUUCUUCUCAAUACUUAAGUGAUAAUAAUUCCAAAAGUGAUGUAUCAAAUAAUUCAGGAGAGAUUAUACAAUAUAAUAAAUCAAUAGAUGAAUAUAUAAAUACAAAACGUAUAUAUAAAAAUGACAAUUUAUUUAAUUUUUUACCAGAAAUAAUACAAUUAAAAACUUAUUAUAAUAUAUUGAAAGAAAUAUUAGAGAGAAGUGCAUUUCUUGGUGCUUUCCUUUUAGACAAGCUAAAAAUAUUAUCCGAAGAUACAUGUUUAAAACAAAUUUUAAUUAGCAAUGUGUGCUCAUAUUUAAUUCACAUAAAUGCGACUCUAUUGCCUUCCAACAUAUGCACAAACAGUUUUAAAAAAAAGUGCACCCUCAUAUAUAACUACAUCAUGAACAUGCACAAGAAGUAG